This is a messenger RNA of Gallus gallus (chicken), 3133 nucleotides long. It is a transcript of the gene ARID3C, whose product is annotated as AT-rich interaction domain 3C. Lineage: Eukaryota; Metazoa; Chordata; Aves; Galliformes; Phasianidae. Gene Ontology annotation, biological process: regulation of transcription by RNA polymerase II. The coding region runs from base 612 to 1886 and encodes 424 amino acids. The record is from RefSeq and is a predicted model, not a curated record. The transcript is spliced from 7 exons. Gene Ontology annotation, molecular function: DNA binding. Gene Ontology annotation, cellular component: nucleus.
CCUCAUCUGCUGCGGAAUAAAAGAAAUAUCGGCGGGCGCGGCGCCAUGUGAGCGGCGGGCCGGGGCCGGGCGGAGCAGCGGCCGUGCCCCCGGGACGGCGGGGCGAGCCCCGGGCGGCGCUCGGAGCCGGCGGUAUGGUGGAGAACCCCAGCCUGGCGGGCAGAGCCGCCCCGGUGAGGGCCGCGCCGCGACGGGACGGACCGGAGGGGUUCCGGGGCCGCGGGGGAACGGGGUGGGGACGCCCCGAUGGAAGCGAACGGGGCUCUCCGGUAGGACCACGGGGGAGGUACCAGAAGUGGGAGUUCCCCGGUGGGAGACGGGUCUUUUUGGGACUGAAAGGCAGGGACGGGGGUCCCCGCUCGGAUGCGUCCCGAGGGGUACCGGGACGCGGGGAAGAGGUGCCCCCCUUCCCCCCACCCCGAGUCCCGACAGCGGGUGCGGGCAACUUCGGGGAAGGGCCCCCGGUCGGGUGGCGGCGAAGAGAGUGGGGGUGCUUCCUCCUCCUCUUUCACCUCCUCCGGUGGCGGUGCUGAGGCCGUGCCCUGUGCCCGCAGCCGGCCGCCCCGCCGCGGGGGCCCGGGGCGGCUGGGGGGCUGCGCCUGGCGGCGGUGAUGGAAAGCCUGCAGCGGCAGCAGGCGGCCCGCCUGGCCCGCGGCCCCGACGGCGCACCCCGACGGCUGCCGCUCGAAGCCGCUCCUGGUCCCGGCCCCGCUCCGCCGCCCGCUGCCCCCCGCCGCCGCCCGACCCCUGGCCCGCGCCCGCUGCCCGCCGCAGCGGGGGAAGAGGAAGAGGAAGAGGAGGAGGAGGAGGAGGAGGAGGAAGCGGAGCCCUGCGACCCGCCGCCCCCCCCGCACCACGAGUGGACCUACGAGGAGCAGUUCAAGCAGCUCUAUGAACUGGAUGAGGAUCCAAAGCGCAAGGAGUUCCUGGAUGACCUCUUCAGCUUCAUGCAGAAGAGAGGUAAAGGGACGCCUGUGAACCGCAUCCCCAUCAUGGCCAAGCAAGUGCUGGACCUCUACACGCUGUAUCGGCUGGUGACAGACAAGGGUGGCCUGGUGGAGGUCAUCAACAAGAAGAUCUGGCGUGAGAUCACCAAGGGCCUCAACUUACCUACCUCCAUCACCAGUGCUGCCUUCACCCUCCGCACACAAUACAUGAAGUAUCUGUACCCCUAUGAAUGUGAGAAGAGGGCUCUCAGCUCACCUGGGGAGCUUCAGGCUGCCAUCGACAGCAACCGGCGGGAGGGGAGGAGGCAGACAUUUGGCACCGCACUCUUCAACUACUCUCCCACUGGCACCCCAACCCUGCUGGGCUCCCCCAAAAUGCCCUUGCCAGGUCUCGGCAUCUCCACCCAUAGCUGCAGCCAGAUCAGCCAAGUGCACGGUGUGAAGAAAGAGGAUGGCACAGUGCCUGGGCGCAUCGCCAUCCCAGUGGGGCUGUCCAGCCACCACCUCACAGCAGCCCAAGUGGCUGCAGCCUCGCAGGCAGCAGUGCUGGAGCAGUUGCGGGACAAGCUGGAGACUGGUGAGCCCCCGGAGAAGAAAGUGGCCCUGACGGUGGAGGAGCAGCAGCGGCUGAUGCAGCACGCCCUGCAGCACAACCUCCUGGCUGUAGCCUCCCAGUUCCCCAUGAACAUCAAAGUCUCCAACCGAGAUGACAGACAGGAGACCGCAUUGAACCUGUCCACCAACGGCAUUAGCAGUAUCAACAUGUCAAUAGAAAUAAAUGGAGUUGUCUACACAGGUGUCCUGUUUGCCCGCCGUCCUGCAGGCCCCUUGGCACCUGGUGGAGGGGGCACCCAAAGUGGGCCAAACCCUGCGGCCACCCUGAACCCACUGCCACCAGCCCCCUCACAAAGCCACACUCCCACUGGCACUGCACCUUAGGGGCAGUGCUCCUCAAAGAGCUGCACUCCCAAACACGGGGCAAGGAUGUGCCCAGUGGGGAAGGGAUGUGCCCAUGAGGGCCUGGGGGAACCUCUUGUUGUGGUGUGGGGCUGUGGUAAUGCAGCAGGCAACCAUGGGGGACCUUUCAUCCCUCAACCGCAGGUGUGCAGCUAGCCCUCACCCAUGUGAACCCCAAGCCAUGCAUCUCCUGUGACCUCCAUGCAGCUUUUGCUGGCCUGGAAUCCCAGCACCCCGCAAACUGCAUCCCCUUGAUGCAGUCACUGCAUUCCCCAUACUUGCCUCAGUACACUCACUGCAGCCCCUGUGUAUACCUCAGCUGCUACAGACCGUAUACCUUGAUGCUCACUUUACAUCCCCUGUGCACACCCCUGCACACUCUGCAUCCUCUGUAGUGACCUUGCUUCACUCACUGCCGCCCCUACAUACCUCAAUGCACACACUGCAGCCCCUAUACACACCUUGGUGCUUACACUGUCCCCUCCACAUUGCAAUGCUGUCUGACACACCGCAUUCCUUAUACACAUCUCUUUGCACACUGUGCUCCUUACAUAUGCUGGCAGUGCACACCCUGCAUCUCCCACACACAGCAUCACCAAUACACCCCCAACACUGACCCCUGUCCACCCCUCCCUGGUGCACGCUGUGUCCCCUACACAUUCCCCAUACACACCAUACACCCCCCACACACGCUCAGAGCAAUUGCUACGGCCCUCCCCCUCACUCCCCCCAUGCUGCCCACCCUGUGACACCCCCGGGGGUCACCCGAGGGCAGUGGCACCCAGCGCUGGGGACACCUCAAGCCCCCAGCUUGCGGGGGGGGGGGUUGCGUUGGGAGGCACACAAUGGGGAUACUGGUGGGACUGGUGGGGGGGGCAAACUGAGAAUGGGGGUGGGGCCUAUUGGGAUGGGGCUGUGGGUGGGACUUUAUGCCAGUGGGUGGGAGUAAUGCACUGUGGGAGGAGCUUGCUGGGGGAAGAGCAGGGCGGCACAGCCCACCAAAAACAAAGAUGUCGGGGUCCCCAUCUUGGGGCAGGGAGAUGGGGGGCCCUGAACUACCUCGUUGGGGAAGGGGGGAAGGGAGUGGCUCCUGCACCUACCUACGCCCCUGGGAGUCAAAGCAAAUGAGCGCGAGGCAACGCUCGCCUCUACCUCAGUGGGGGUUUGGUGCUGCCUGUGCCACCCCCACAGCAGCGUGGCUGUGUGUCUAUUAAAGGAACUGAACUGAA